This is a messenger RNA of Apaloderma vittatum (bar-tailed trogon), 234 nucleotides long. Its product is annotated as protein LBH-like. The transcript has a single exon. NCBI's taxonomy places the organism in Eukaryota, Metazoa, Chordata, Aves, Trogoniformes, Trogonidae. The record is from RefSeq and is a predicted model, not a curated record. Bases 1 to 234 code for a protein of 77 amino acids.
AUGUCUCACCAGGCCUUCUCAGACUCACGUGAGAAAUACCCCAAGCUGUCCAAAAGACUGCCAUCGAUUGUGGUAGAACCAACCGAGUCCGGGGAGGUGGAGAGCGGGGAGCUGCGCUGGCCUCCUGAUGACCUGAAAUCGGCGGAGGAGAAGGGUCUUCAUGGUGACCAAAGAGUCUGUGUCCAGCAGCAGCAGAAGCAGCAGCAGAUGGAUCUGGAAGGUCUGAAUGAGUAA